AUGGUGGGCGAGGAUGCGGGCGAGUGUGCCGCUUUCACGGCGAGGUUGGAUGGAGGCGAGCCCAAGCAGGCGGAUGAAAAUAUCGUAGGAGAGUAUCACUGCGAGGAGCAAAAGGAAAAAGAAGCUAUGAUGAAGAAUUAUCACCAUCCAAUGAGGCAAUGGUUCCGUCAGCGACCCCAUCUUGAGGCCAAGUACGGCGUUUUCCCCUUAUUUUGGCAGGAGCUUAAAACGUGGGAACCGUAUCGGGAGGUGCUCGAAGCUUUCAUCAACUUUACGGAUCGUGGAGAUGACGCCAAAAAUACUCGGAAGAACGAUGAUGCCGCUGAUAUAGAUGAAGUAGGGGGGAAAGAUGCAAUCGAAGCAUCAGAGCAGUCAAAGAAGCCAAAGAAGCGCCGCAAGAGUCGAUGGGGAGAUCCUGUGGAUUCUGCGGCUGAAAACAAUGGUGAGAAGAAGAAAAAAUCACGGUGGGCACCGACUUCCAGCACAUCUUCAGCAAUGGGUGGUUUGCUAGCUCAGAACCAGCAGCAAAUGAUUUUACUACGUGCGCAGCUUGAAAGGAUCAGUCAGAAGCUAAGAACGGUGGCGAUGGACGCAGCAUUAAUCGAAAAAGAUCCAAAACGAUCGCCAUCACCUCCACCGCAAUAUGAUUCAAACGGGAAGCGUACGAACACACGCGAAGUUCGUAUGAGGGUCGAGUUGGAAAAAUGCCGGCGCGAAACGAUUGAUGAGCUCGUGAAAAUUAAUCCGCUUUUUCAGCCGCCAGCGGACUACACACGUCAGAAACUUCACCGUAAGAUUUAUAUUCCUAUUCGAGAGUUCCCGUCCUACAAUUUCAUCGGUCUUAUUAUCGGUCCACGUGGUAACACACAAAAGCGAAUGGAGCGAGAAACGAACUGCAAGAUCGCUAUCCGUGGCAAAGGGUCGGUCAAAGAAGGUAGCAAAGGCAAAAAGAUGCUUGCUGAUGAGAACGAUGAUCUUCAUGUACUUAUCAUGGGCGACCGCGAGGAUGAAAUCGAAAGGGCGGCUAAGGAAGUGCAAAGUUUACUUGUACCGGUUGAUGAUACAAAGAACUCCCACAAGCAAAAGCAACUGCGGGAAUUGGCUUUAAUAAACGGUACACUUCGCGAUGCUGACUAUUGUCAUAUUUGUGGCGAAAAGGGUCAUCGACAGUGGGAGUGCCCCAAUCGAGAUGCUCAACGUACCUUUACGGCUGCCAGCAUUAAGUGUGCCAUUUGUGGUGAUUCUAGUCACCCGACACGCGAUUGUACUCAAAAGCAGAAGUCUGCAGAGGAAAACGCUGCCAUAGACAAAGAAUAUCAGCAGUUUAUGCAGCAGCUCGGCGAAGCACCUGUCGCGACAACUGCUACAAAGACUUCCGAAGCAGCUGCAGCUGGCGCUGCAGCCCCGUGGCUGCAACCGGUAAAGACUUCUUCGAGUGCUUCAUCGCAGAACUGGAUGAUGCAACAGUCCAUAGGUGCACCAGGUACAGCAAUCGCGCCAGGUGUGCAAGCUGGUAUAACCGGUUUGGGCUCCACCCCAGCUACGGCAUUUCCGCCACCCAUGGCUCCAUCGGCUGGAUACGAUUAUCGACCACAGGGUCAAAAUUGGGGACAACAAGGAUGGAAUAGUGGGUAUAAUCCGUAUUACGGAUCGUGGGAACAAAGCGGUCAGAAUGCGGCCUACCAGGGGUAUGGCCAUUAUGGUCAAGUAACAAGUGUUACGAAUGCGAGUGCGAGUGCAAGUGGUGAGGCAACCGAGGCUAACAUGGCGGGACGAUAUCAGUAUCCUUUCAACGGAAAUCCGUCACAGUAA
Molecule: messenger RNA, 1812 nt
Organism: Plasmopara halstedii
Lineage: Eukaryota; Oomycota; Peronosporomycetes; Peronosporales; Peronosporaceae
Product: branchpointbridging protein
Exons: 3
Coding region: 1-1812 (603 amino acids)
Biological process (GO): regulation of mRNA splicing, via spliceosome
Cellular component (GO): nucleus
Molecular function (GO): zinc ion binding; mRNA binding
Source: RefSeq, a predicted model, not a curated record